AUGUUCGGUGCCGAGAACGAGGAGACGCUUAAUAGCACUGCAAUGUUAGCAGUAGCAUUCCGAUUGGAGGAUCGGUGGGAAGAGGCCGAGUAUCUCGAAGUGCAGGUUUUGGAGACUCGCAAGAAGAAGCUCGGCGCGGACCAUCUCUCUACGCUUACGAGCAUGGCCAAUCUAGCGUCGACGUAUAGUGAUCAGGGCCGGUGGGAGAAGGCCGAGAAGCUCAAGGUGCAGGUCAUGGAGACUCGCAAGACGAAGCUCGGCGCGGACCAUCCCUCCACGCUAACGAGCAGGGGCAACCUAGCGAGGACGUAUAGUGACCAAGGUCGGUGGAAGAAGGCCGAGAAGCUCGAGGUGCAGGUCAUGGAGACUCUAUGUCCAAUCUUGCGUCGACGUAUUAGAACCAGGGCCGGUCGGAGGAGGCCGAGCAGCUCGAUGCAGGUCAUGGAGACUCGCAAGACGAAGCUCGGCGCGGACCAUCGUGACACGCUGACGAGCAUGGCGAACCUUGUCUUCACCGAGUCUACUGGCCGUCGUUCUGAAGCGAUCGAUUUGCUAAGAACCUGCGUGACCAAGCGGCAACGAAUUUUAGGUCCUGCUCAUCCCGACACCGUCUCUAAUUCUGACACUCUGCUAGCCUGGGAAACGGAGGAUCUGGCCAUCAAGACAUGA
Molecule: messenger RNA, 669 nt
Organism: Penicillium daleae
Lineage: Eukaryota; Fungi; Ascomycota; Eurotiomycetes; Eurotiales; Aspergillaceae
Exons: 2
Coding region: 1-669 (222 amino acids)
Molecular function (GO): protein binding
Source: RefSeq, a predicted model, not a curated record